AUGUAUGUCGGGCUCCCUGGAUUCCACGAGGCAUAUUUCGGAGGUGUGGUCGGUCUUGAUACAGCGUCUCAGGCAAUAUUCCAGAAGUGCGAGGAAGGCAGUUGCCCUCUCUUUCGCAAGGGGUGGACAGGAUGGCCGAACGAUGCAAACCAAGACGGCGUGCUUAGCUGGUUCGCGGAUAUCAGCCAAAAUCUGGCGGCUUUCGCAGAGUCAUUUAGGCCUACUCUGGACCAUCGAAGACCGCUGGCACAGCCCAACAAGCCGAUCCGAGGUUCUACCGCAGAACGCAAGCUGGACAUCGGGUUCGUGAACGAUCCCCAGGCAAGAAGCGACUCUCGAUGCCGCUGGUCACAGAUACUCGUCCCCGGAGAGUUGAAGAGCAACCCAUCCGCCGACAUCGCCUCCAAAGCAUGGCUCGACUUGGGGAGGUAUGCGAGGGAAGUUCUUACUGCUCAAGAUACGCGUCGCUUCGUCUUGGGCUUUACCAUUUGCGGGUCGCUCAUGAGGAUAUGGAUGUUUGACCGGCUGGGGGGGAUCGCAUCCGAACAGUUCGACAUUAACCACGAUGGACUGCAAUUCGUAUCAACGGUCCUUGGGUUCCUCUGGAUGGACGAGGAAGAGCUUGGCUUCGACCCUUCGAUCACUGCAGAAGAUGGCAAACGGGUCAUCAAGAUCACACGAAACGGCAAGGCAGAGCGACUUGUUAUUGACAAGUUGAUGAAACGCGCGCCCUGCAUCGCCGGCCGGGCAACGACAUGCUGCAAAGCUCAUCGCGAAGAAGACCCACAAACCAAAUUCGUGGUCAAGGAUUCAUGGCAAUACCCGGAGCGUGACGAAGAAGGCGAGUUGCUCAAGGAGGCAGCUAGCAAGGGUGUAGUUAACGUCGCUCGGCACUACCACCAUGAGAAUGUGAUUGUUCGGGGUGAAGUUGACGACAUCCGAGGUAAUGUUCGAAGGGGACUGAACGUUACAGAGGCGAGGAACUAUCGGCCGGAACGUUCGGUCAUUUCCUGGAGCACAAGUACGACAGGACCUCCACGAACAGGUCGGAGCAGCACCGUGAGCGUGAAGCGGUCAUCGAGCCAGACCGGCGCCCCCGUGCCGCCUGGUAAACGGUCUUGCUCGGCAUCACCAACAAAGGCAGGCAACGAUGUCAUCCCCAAUCGGAUACACAGGCGCGUCAUCCUGCGCGACUACGGAACAGCCAUCUACAAGGCAAGCUCCCGAUCGGUUUUGCUUGCUGCGCUGGAGGGCUGCGUUGAGGGGCACGAGUCCUUGCACAAGGCAGGCUUGCUCCACAGAGACAUCUCGAUCAGCAAUCUCAUGGUUAAUGAGGACAAUACCAACUCCUCUUGGCCAUUUUUUUGAUCGACCUAGAUCUGGCCAUCAAAGAGCAUCGUGACGGUGCGUCGGGAGCAAGAGGGAAAACGGGCACAAGAGCGUUCAUGGCGAUCGGCGCGCUUCUAGGCGAGCAACAUUCGUUCAUGCACGAUCUCGAGUCGUUCUUUUGGGUCUUGUUUUGGAUAUGCAUCCAUUAUAACGGACCGGAUGAGAGCAGAGUCGUCCCGAGAUUUGACAAGUGGAACUACGUCGACCCAGAAGAGCUGGCCGGAAUGAAGCUGGGCGUUGUGGCAAAGGAGGCAAUAUUCUUGAAGACAAUCACUGAUAAUGUCACGCAGUACUACGAGCCACUCGUCCCACUUUUAAACGGGUUGCGAACGACUGUCUUCCCUGGAGACAAGCCGUGGGAACAGGAGGACGAAAGGCUCUACUCUCAGAUACGACAAAGGUUCCGGGAACAGCGGCACGACUUGGAGUGAAGACUAAUUGGAAAGAUAUUACAACUCG
Molecule: messenger RNA, 1848 nt
Organism: Verticillium dahliae VdLs.17
Lineage: Eukaryota; Fungi; Ascomycota; Sordariomycetes; Glomerellales; Plectosphaerellaceae
Exons: 1
Coding region: 1-1368 (455 amino acids)
Biological process (GO): protein phosphorylation
Molecular function (GO): protein kinase activity
Source: RefSeq, a predicted model, not a curated record